GAAGUAAACAGACCCGCACACUGUUUCAGACUCUCUCUCAUCUAUUUGUUCUGUGUGCGGUGUUUUAAUUGUUCGAUCAUCCUUGUCAUUAGAUUCAUUGAUUCAUCACCGACAUGGAAGACUCUGCAUUGUUGAGCAGCGACUAUGGUAAACUCUUCGCGGAGGACACAGACUUUUACAACCGCAUUGUGCUGGCCACUUUCUUGCCACAGUGCGUGUGGGACCCACUUCCUCGCUUCUUCCAAACAUGGCUUCGCAACUACGUUGGUGGAGUCCUUCUUUACUUCAUAUCUGGUUUCCUGUGGUGCUUCUACAUUUACUAUUGGAAACGGAACGUUUAUGUCCCCAAAGAUGCUAUUCCGUCACGUAGAGCUAUGUUGUUACAAAUAGGUGUUGCUAUGAAAGCCAUGCCUUGGUACAGUCUGCUUCCAACUAUUUCAGAGUACCUGACAGAAACUGGCUGGACGAAGUCCUAUCCUAGAUUAUAUCAUGUCGGUUGGCUUGCUUACCUUGUGAAUUUAUCAAUUUAUCUAAUUCUUGUAGAGUUUGGUAUUUAUUGGGUGCACAGAGAGCUGCAUGACAUAAAACCACUUUACAAACACCUCCAUGCUACCCACCACAUCUACAAUAAACAGAACACUCUCUCUCCUUUUGCUGGUUUGGCAUUUCACCCUCUUGAUGGUAUACUUCAGGCAUUGCCACACUGCCUUGGUUUGUUUAUCAUCCCAACCCAUUUUACUACACAUUUAGUGCUCAUAUUCAUUGAGGGCAUUUGGACUGCAAACAUUCAUGAUUGCAUUCAUGGAAAAUUGUGGCCAGUUAUGGGUGCUGGUUACCACACCAUUCAUCAUACUACAUAUCGGCACAACUAUGGGCAUUACACCAUAUGGAUGGAUUGGAUGUUUGGGACCCUUCGCGACCCUGAGGAGGACAAAGGCAAGGCAAUGUGAUGUAAUGAAUUGUAGACUUGCAUUGGCAUUCAUUAGUUAUCAUCUCUGCAUUGUUGAAAUGCGGUUCCUUGCAUGUAAAGCAUAAGUAUGUUCACUGCAUUUAUCUUGUGUAAAUCACAAGGUGAUGUUCGAAAUUAUAGAGACAGGGUUUAGGGUUAAGGUGGUACUUCCUUGUAUCUGACUCCAUUGUUACUGUGUAUACCACAGGUUAUGUGGUUAAGCUUAUUUUCUUUCUUAAAUUGUGUGGCAGAGAUUGAGAUGAUAAUGCAAUUUUCUCCUCAUUUGAGAACUGAUG
Messenger RNA from Abrus precatorius (Indian licorice), 1245 nucleotides. Its product is annotated as delta(7)-sterol-C5(6)-desaturase-like. NCBI's taxonomy places the organism in Eukaryota, Viridiplantae, Streptophyta, Magnoliopsida, Fabales, Fabaceae. Gene Ontology annotation, molecular function: iron ion binding; oxidoreductase activity. The record is from RefSeq and is a predicted model, not a curated record. Gene Ontology annotation, biological process: lipid biosynthetic process. The transcript is spliced from 3 exons. Bases 114 to 950 code for a protein of 278 amino acids.